Messenger RNA from Entelurus aequoreus (snake pipefish), 2758 nucleotides. RefSeq names its product general transcription factor II-I repeat domain-containing protein 2A-like. The coding region runs from base 1 to 2256 and encodes 751 amino acids. The record is from RefSeq and is a predicted model, not a curated record. NCBI's taxonomy places the organism in Eukaryota, Metazoa, Chordata, Actinopteri, Syngnathiformes, Syngnathidae. The transcript has 4 exons.
AUGAUAGGUUCAAUGGACCCAUCCUGUCUGAGCCUCCAUCCUCCAGCAUAUCUCAUCGAUGGCAUGGCUCUUCUGCAGAGUCUCCAUGAUCCAAGCUUCCAGACCUUCAACGAUCUUGACGUACUGGUUCUGCUUGUGUACUAUGCAAGCAAAGGGAUGUUUGGAUCCUCACAAGUCUUCAUGCAUUCUGGACAUGGCCUAAAGGAAAUAUUUGUCCCAGUUUGUUCAAUUGCUCAGAGUCUUGGAGCAGCUCUUUGUGAGUGUUUACCUGCAUGCCACGCCCUCACGGGUUGCGAUAGUACAAGCAGCUUGUACAGAAUUGGAAAGACCACUGCUUUCACAAGACUGAAGACCCAUCUGACUGACUUAAAGGAAAUGGCCAAGUUUGGACUGUCUGGAAAUCUAGACGAAGCUUUGCCUGUGGCAAGAAAAUAUGCCCUCCUCCUGUAUGGCCAAAAGAAAAAGGAGAAUGGCUGUCCUUGUACCAACCUAGAUGAGCUGAGGUACACACUAGCAUCUACCACAGAUUCUUCAGCAGCAAAUCUACCCCCAACAGAAGACGCCUUUGAGCAACAUGUGUUAAGAGCCUUAUACCAAACAGCAGUUUGGCGUCACAGCCAUCAGGCCAAGCCUCAUCUCUGGAACCCAGUUGGUAGAGGAUGGAGGCUCAGACAGGAUGGGUCCAUUGAACCUAUCAUGUUUCAGAAGGCACCAGCACCUAAAGAAGUUCGAGACAUCACCCACCUCUACUGUAAAGAUGGAAAAUGCAAUGAAACCAGCAAAUGCCAGUGUCUUUCAGAAUAUAAUAUUCGACGCCACUACGAGACUCAUCACAGCGAAAAAUAUGACGGCUUGCAAGGACAACUGAGAAGAGAUAAGAUUAACGAAUUGCCGGCGGGUCUGAGGAAACAGCAGUCAACUUUCAUCCAGAGCCGAGAAGCCUUUAAGUCAUUUAUUGCAUUUUCCGUGGCAAUUGACGAGAGCACUGACAUCACAGACGUGGCCCAACUGGCCAUAUUUAUUCGAGGAGUUGAUGAGACAUUGACUGUUACUGAAGAGUUUCUUGAGUUGGUGCCAAUGAUGGACACCACAACAGCCGAGGACAUUUUUGGCUCUGUCGUUGCUGCAUUGGACAGAGUUGGAGUGGACUGGUCCCGCGCUGUCAGCCUGGCUACAGACGGCGCGCCAUCCAUGGUCGGAAAGAAAGCAGGUGUCGCGACAAAGUUCAAAGACAAAGUACAAGCCCUUAAUGGAGGAGAUCGUUUCUGGACAUUUCACUGUAUUUUGCACCAGGAGGCAUUGUGUUGCAAGUCGCUGAAAAUGGACCACGUCAUGGAGGUGGUUGUUCGCACUGUAAAUUUCAUCCGGUCCAGAGGUCUGAACCAUCGUCAGUUUGACAAACUUCUCAGCGACAGCAACAUUACCCACAGCCUGCCAUACCACACUGAAGUGAGAUGGUUAAGCCGAGGCGCUGUGCUGAGGCAUUUCUUUGAUCUACGAGAGGAAAUCGGACAGUUCAUGGAGAAAAAAGGAAAACCGGUGUUGGAAUUACAAUCUCAGGAAUGGCUACGGGACCUUGCAUUCUUGGUUGAUAUUACUGAACACUUGAACAAUCUGAACAAAAUGUUGCAAGGCCGCAAAAAAGUUGUCACACAGUUUUCUGACAACAUACAUGCAUUUAAGUUGAAGCUGACUUUGUGGGAGAUGCAACUGGCAAAUGGCAACCCUGCUCAUUUCCCCUGUCUGAGAGAUGUGUGUGUGACCAGACCUGAUGCGGACAUGAAACGGUACAAAGACAAAAUUGCAGGACUACUGCGGGAGUUUGAGAAACGUUUUCAGGUAUUUUGUGAACUUGAGACAGAAUUUUCAGUUUUUCGCUCACCUUUCACAGUUAAAGCUUCUGAUCUGCCGGUCGAAAUUCAGCUAGAGAUAAUUGAUUUGCAGUGUGAUGCAGAUUUGAAGGGCAAAUUUGCCUCUGUAGGUCUGGACAGAUUUUAUCAGUAUCUACUACCAGGGUACCCCAAAUUAACAGCCCUGGCUGCUAAAAUUUUGUGCAUGUUUGGGACAACCUACCUUUGUGAACAAAUUUUCUCAGUGAUGAAUAUCAAUAAAACAAAAAUGCGUUCAAGGCUCACAAACAAGCACUUAAAUGACAUUCUGAAAGUGACAGCUAGUCAGGACAUGACACCUGGUGUUGAUGCACUUGUACAGGCCAAAAGAUGCCAAGUUUCAGGAACAAAUACAAGUCCAGACUAGACUAACACCUUUAAAAUGCUGCCUUAGAUACUGUUUGCAUUGAAAGAAUACAGCUCUGUGAAGAUGAAUCCUUACUGUGGUGAUUUAAAAAAUGUGCACUUUAAUGUUAGUCAGCAGCUUCAAAACAAAAGUUGUGUGAUGGAAUUCUACUGUUCAUACAACUCCAUAAAUUUUCAGUAUGUAUUGUAUGUGUAUGUAUGUUUCAUGUAUGAAGUUUACAGAUUUACAGGACAGGCGAACACUUUCUUCAUUACACAUUUAAAAUCACUCUCCUUAGUUUGUAAGGUGUACGCAGGGAUUACAUUUAGAUUUUAUAUGCGUAUGUGUAAGUGGUUUAAAAAUUCCUUUCUUUAAAAGUCUCAUUUAAUCUUAAAGUGCAUUACUAUAUUUUUCAGUACCAAUUAAAGUUUUGUGCCUUUGUACAAUCAGUGGGAUCAGUUGCAAUGCAUAUUUGUGAAUGAUAAAAGUAAAUUGCACAUUUGUCUAAGGAAAUAUGAGGUGU